Molecule: messenger RNA, 1326 nt
Organism: Suillus plorans
Lineage: Eukaryota; Fungi; Basidiomycota; Agaricomycetes; Boletales; Suillaceae
Exons: 4
Coding region: 1-1326 (441 amino acids)
Source: RefSeq, a predicted model, not a curated record
AUGAAAUCCAAAAACUGGCUUGGCCGCUAUCAUACGAAAUUGCAGAAACUCACUACUCAAAAGCCUCGGAAGCCCUGGCGCCACCGCAGCAAGGGUCACUACAAGCACACUGCCAGCGAAAAGGCUGCUUUGAAGGGAAAACGUCUAGCUCAUCGCAUUGCAUAUGCUGAAGCUCUCAAGAAUGCCCGUGAGGUUGUGCAGGAGCAGGCAAAGCUACUACAUGAAAAAUUCGGUAGUCAUAGUGUUCAGUAUUAUCAUGAAGAGCUCAUGCAGCGUACUCGCAUGGCCACAUCAUCGCGUAGUCCCUCGAGAUGGAAUGCAUUUGUUCGCCGUGAGGUGAAACGGAUGAAUGAAGAACGUCCUCCUGGUUCUGCUUGCCUCAAAGCUUCUCAGUGCGUGAAAGAACUUGCAGCGCGUUGGAACGACAUGUCAAAAGACGAACAAAAGAACGAGACUACGGAUGCUAUCAAAGAUCUUGAAGACCAUCGCGAAUCCAAGCAGCUUGCCCAACACAACGUGCCUUUGAAUGCUUUUCAAGACGUUCGGAAAAGUCUCGACUCACUUGACCGUGAAAUUCGUGCUUUGAAUGCACGUACGGGCCUUGAGGUUGUGCUGCUCACCUCACGUGCAAACAUUGACCACUUCAACCAGCCACAUGUCUUUGUCACCGAGCGUGCUGCUGACUUCUUUGAUGCAUGCUUGGGUUCCUCCAUUGCAGAUAUUGCAGUGCGCUUUGAGGCAUUCUGUAUAGCUGGGGUACAAGAGGCAGCAGCAGCCCCCACCAAAGUAUCACGCAUGUAUUACCAAAAUUUCGACACCUACAUUACUGCGAAGCUGGGGGUCAUCAUCGAGAACUGGCCACUCCAGAAGUUCUGCUGCCCAGGGGACAUCAGCUCACGCACCGAGCUCACUGUUUUGAGCCAUGCAUGGGAGUCGAAUGCCACUCGCUUCCGCAAGCUCACAGAUAGCGAGUUUAAUGAGUGGGAUAACCAGCGUUUCCAGGCUGUAAUGGAUCAGGCGAGAGCAGAGAGAGAUGCUGGGAUGGAAGUAGAUGGUGAAGGACAGGAGAACAGAAUAGAAGGAUGUGACAAUGCACCUCCGCUCGACUCUGUUGAUGGUGUACAAGUCUCUAACUCCCUUCCUUGCCAGCAACAGACAUCAACUCACGCUGUGAACGUCGUGACCAUGGUGAAUGGAACUGGUGUCAACAUACCAAAGAAGACUCGCAAGGAGCGCAGUGAUAAAGGUCAGAAGCGUGGUCCUCGAAAGAAAAAGAGCUCGGGCCAAGCUGCUACAUUGCAAGGGUCUCCUGAUGUAGGGUCUUAA